CAACCGCUUGGUCUCGCUCGCUAGGGGUGGACCGCUAAUCGCGCACGAGACGCGCAACGGACUGAGCGGACAACGGAUUACUCUAUGUGUAGUCUGCACCAUAACAAUAAUUAGUAUCAACAUUUUCGUUUUACGGUUUCUUUGUAAAUAACCAUUAGAGAAAAGGAGCAGAAGAGAAGUGUGCUGCUGUAAUUUUGUAGCUAUGGCCGCUCUAUCAGGAGGAGAGAUGUGCGUCAAAUACUUGAUGUUCGCUUUCAACCUCAUCUUCUGGCUUGCAGGUACAGGAGUGCUGGCUAUAGGGCUGUGGCUGAGGUUUGACUCAAAAACCAAAGGACUAUUUGAAGGAACAGAAGGAACAGAAUCUCCAUAUGUCUUCUUCACAGGUGUAUACAUCCUGAUCGUAGCAGGGUCGUUGAUGAUGGUUGUGGGAUUUCUGGGAUGCUGUGGCGCGAUUCAGGAGUCUCCAUGUAUGCUGGGUCUGUUCUUCUUCUUCCUCAUCAUCAUAUUCGCCAUUGAAGUCGCUGCUGGAUUCUGGGGUUUCUCCAACCAAAGCAAGGUGGUUGAGGACAUCACACAGUUCUACAUGCAGACUUAUAAGAAUUACAAGGAGAAUCCACAGGACACAUUGAAGAAGACACUCCUCCUCAUACAGACCGGGUUGGACUGCUGUGGGCCGACAGGUUCCGUUAUCGACUUUGCCCAAGAUACCUGUCCCCCAAGAGUUGGGCUGGAUAGCCUCAUCACCAAGAGCUGUCCUGAUGCUAUAGAUGAAGUGUUUGACUCCAAGUUGCACAUCAUAGGAGGAGUGGGAAUUGCUAUUGGAGUAAUCAUGGUGUUUGGGAUGAUCUUCAGCAUGCUGCUAUGCUGUGCCAUCAGAAAGUCGCGGGAGAUCGUCUGAUGAUGUCACUGUUACCAUGACGAUGCCUGUUGAUGUUGCAUGAUAUAAUUCCUAGUCACUUGACAUUUGUCAGCUUAUAGAGAACCUAUGUGUUGAGAAGGAUAGGCCUGAGAGCUAACAGCUGUUCCUGGCUACAAGCCAACCCACUAGUGUCCAGCACGGGUCUGUUUUUUGGUACAACACUCAAGCAAGCUGGCCAUAUAAAUUGCGAAACAUACCCAACCCAUGGACAUCAGGACUGAUUUCUUUCCACUACUGACCCAACCAAUAUAGAAUUGACCCAUUACCUGCCAUCAACAUGUAUGCAUUUAGCAAAUAUGUUUAUGAAUCCAGUCCAAACAGUUGGCAUUUUCCCUCGCCUGCAUGCAAUUCAUUUUGUCUACAUUCCAACAUUAUUUUCAGGUAAUAGUUAUACUUUACAUAAUGGUGGUAGUACAAAUGUUAUGAUUGUUUUUUAACCUUUAUCCAUUUAUCAAACUGUCUAUAUUUUAUCUUAACACAAGCUUUUCCUUUAAAAUGUGCUGUCUUUCACUGCAACAUUAUCUGUAGCCUAAUUAGCCAAAUUACAGAAUAGCCUAGUCAAAUUUUUGGUAAAAAUCUUAAAUUGUCAGUCUUUGCUGAAAUGAUCUACCAAAAGAAAUCACUUGUGCGUGUGGAUAUUUGGUGAAAAUGUCAGAAAUACAACACUGAAAUCAACUAUGAUGCUGAUGCGUGAUCAGUGGAGUCUAGCUGAAAUAUGUGCAGAUUAAGCCCAAUGUGCUGGGCUUAAGCAGCUCUAAGCUUGCCGUCUGCCAGGUCAACUAUGGUAAGGAUUAAGGUAGGGACAUGAGAAUAUCAUCAACAUAGAGAUCUGCGGUUGCAUUCCAGGACUGCAGCAGAGAAAGGAGGACGAGAAUGUGCAUGCCUUAAAUAUGCAAAGAUACGAUAGGUUUCGGCCUGCACCAUAUUUGGUUUGAACUGCAAACCGACCAAUGGGUUGAAGGGAUGUUUUCAUUCCAGUACCCUCCAUAGCGUUAGGAGAGCUCUGGUCCUGAUGAAAUAGAUGAAGUGUCAGUGAACUGUAGGGGACCUCUUGCAGGUCUUUACAACCAACUGCCAGCAAGUCAGACCCCGCAACCUCUGUAAAAACAAUCUGCUAAAACUAGUUAUCCAGGGGAUCGGCCUGACCAAGGUGCUAAACUGGCAAUAGAGAAUGAUAGAGUGGCAAAGAAGAUGUUUUACAAAAUACAUUGCUGUUAAAGCCUUCAUUUUAACACUGGCAACUGAAGCAGCUUCCAGUGUCAUUGGCUGAGUCCAACUAGGUCAAUGGAGGCAUUGGCCAAUUAAUUAUAUGUAAAAUUAUAUGUCUAGAAAAUAGCAAAUGCUGCCAUAAUGGGAAAUAUUAGAAUGUGCCCUCUAUCUGUCUCUAUGGAAGAAGCACAUCUGUGCAGCAUUUCUUUUAAGGUGAUCCUCUGGAACACUACUCAUAUCAGGCCCAUCCUCCUGAACCCUCAUGAUGAUGUCACUGCUCACUAAUGGACCCAGAGAGACUGGUUCAGAAAUUGAAAUAAGCAUAAUACAUUUGUGAUGUACCAUGUAAAUGAUGAGAUACGUGAAUAGUUAGGUGUAACAAAUGUAAUAUGAACACAGUUUCUCACUCUCAAUUUGAAAUGAACCUGUUUAUCAAAUACCGGCAUGAUAAUAUUAGCAAGAUAUAGUCUAAUAAUUAUAGUAAUUAUAUUGUACUGUGAUCACAUUCCAACCAAAAAAUCCAACAUCUGAUAGCCCAUGGCUGGUCUCAAGACAACUAUUUGUGGCAAAGCUAAUUAAGCUGUACACUUUAUUUGCGAGAUCCAAUUAAAUCAGUUGAUAUUGAUAAGUAGCCAACAUUAAGAAAAAACAGGAGAACCACUCUUAUCACAGAUUGCUGGCUAUAAUCUGUAUUAUCUGUGUUGAGCAUGGUUCUCUUGUUUUCUCAAAUAGAGGAGCAACCUUGUGGCUUCUCUAAUGCAUAACCCAUCUGUUCUAUCUCACGCCAUCUCCCCCCUCCUCUAUUGAAUCUCACCCCAGCACCAGCUUUCUCCCCUCUCGUUUUAUCUCAACUAAUCUCAUUAUCUCCACCUCUUUCCACCCAUUUUGAAAAAAGCCUUGAAGUCACAAAUUUUGUAAAGUUUUUAUUAUUGACCAAUUUCAUAUGUGUGUUGUAGUCUGUUUUACAGUAUAUUUAGGUCUGUAAAAUGUCAUUAACUUAAACAUGUAUGCCAUUUCACAGUGGAAACACAUUUUCCAAAUAAACUGUAACCUCUGAUCCUCA
Esox lucius (northern pike) is the source of this 3191-nucleotide messenger RNA. RefSeq names its product CD9 molecule a (gene cd9a). The record is from RefSeq and is a predicted model, not a curated record. The transcript is spliced from 8 exons. Gene Ontology annotation, cellular component: membrane. Bases 203 to 898 code for a protein of 231 amino acids. NCBI's taxonomy places the organism in Eukaryota, Metazoa, Chordata, Actinopteri, Esociformes, Esocidae.